CUGGUGGCGGUAAUGCGCAAAUACGUUGUGUCACCCGCUACAAAACAAGAAGAAGCAGAAGAAGAAAAUAGCGGAAGUAUACUAGGUUUAAACGUGUAAAUCUUCAAAUCAAAGAUGGAGGCCAACACGAGAUAAACCUCCAGAACAACGACGGUCUUCUGUUGUUUUUAUUUCUCCCUCGGCUCCAGACUAACACCCUGUUGUGAUGGCUUCAGAGGAUGAAGUCAGUCUGCUGGUCAUCGUCGUGGACGUGAAUCCGAUAUGGUGGGGCCAGCAAGCUCAACGAGAGCCGCAGUUCACCUUGUCCAAGUGUUUGGACGCAGUCAUGGUGAUGGGGAACUCACACAUGGCCAUGACCAGGACGAACAAGCUGGCUGUCAUCGCGAGCCACUGUCAAGACAGUCACUUCCUGUAUCCCAGUAAGCGCUGGAGAGGCGGAGACAGCUGUGGGGAAGAUGCACCCUCCAGCGGGGAUGGAAAAUAUGAACUGCUUUCAGUUGCCAACAACCUCAUUGCUGAAGAGAUCAGGAAUGUUAUGUCAAAAACUGAUGUGCGGGGGAAUUCAACAGACACUCUGUUGGCUGGAUCUCUUGCCAAAGCUCUCUGCUAUAUUCACAGGGUGUCCAAGGAGCUGGAAGUUGGGCAGGAUAUCAAAUCAAGAAUACUGGUGAUAAAAGCAGCUGAGGACUGUGCCCUCCAGUACAUGAACUUCAUGAAUGUGAUUUUUGCUGCACAAAAGCAGAACAUCUUGAUCGAUGCUUGUGUACUGGACUCAGACUCAGGUCUCCUUCAGCAGGCUUGUGAUAUAACAGGAGGAUUGUACCUCAGGAUACCACAGAAAGUUGCCAUGGCUCAGUAUCUUUUAUGGGUGUUCCUCCCUGACUCGGAGCAGCGUUCCCAGCUGGUCCUACCGCCACGUGCUCACGUGGACUACAGAGCUGCAUGUUUCUGUCAUCGAAAUCUCAUCGAAAUUGGUUAUGUGUGCUCAGUUUGUCUGUCAAUAUUCUGCAACUUCAGCCCCAUCUGUACAACCUGCGAGACUGCCUUUAAAAUUCAACUUCCACAGAUGAUCAAGCCCAAAAAGAAGAAACUCAAGCAGCUGUCAUGAUUUUUGGGAUUUCACUGAUUCACUGAUUUCUGUUUUGAUAUUCAAAUUGUUCUGUUUGGGAUAGAUUAGUUACAAGCUUCAAUGAGGCCCUAGAAAUAUCUUUGAGGCAGCACAGUCAUAUAGAACAUGUUAACUUGACCCCCAUUGACUGUUAGUACACAAACUUUGUUUACAUGUUACUCUCGACAUUAUGAAUAUUUAAGACAUACAACUUGCAAUCACAAAUAUGAGUCAAAAUCAUUUGUUCUGCUUUAUGUGAUUAUUUAUAAUGACAGCACUCAAAUGGCCAAACUGUUUACUGAGUUAAUGCUUUGGAAAAAAGUGACAUUGGGCAUUUUUGUGAUGUGAAUUAUUUUUAAAUAAAACAAUUGUAUUCUUA
Messenger RNA from Paralichthys olivaceus (Japanese flounder), 1487 nucleotides. The record is from RefSeq and is a predicted model, not a curated record. Lineage: Eukaryota; Metazoa; Chordata; Actinopteri; Pleuronectiformes; Paralichthyidae.